AUGGCAUUGUUAGCUCAGAUUGUGCCUAAGGAUGCUUAUGAAUGGAUCAGUAAUGAAAAUUCUAAGGCUCCUAGAGCCUCAUGCAUACUUACUAGGCUCUUGGAUGACAUUGCUGGCCAUAAGUUUGAGCAAGAAAGAGAACAUGUUGCCUCCACUGUAGAAUGUUUUAUGAAACAAUUUGGUACCUCCGAGGAAGAAACCUACAAGGAGAUUCAGGUGCGUAUUGAGGAGUCGUGGAAGGACAUAAACGAAGAGCUUCUUGGACCAAUUACCGUUCCAAAACCUCUUAUAAAUCAACUAAUUAACCUUUCAAGGGUCUUACAAGAUUUCUUAAAUUUAGGUGAAGAUGGCUACACUCAUCCCAAGUACAUGAAAUCAAAAGUUAUAGCUGUUCUUAUCGAUCCUAUCAUAAUGUAG
Molecule: messenger RNA, 417 nt
Organism: Chenopodium quinoa (quinoa)
Lineage: Eukaryota; Viridiplantae; Streptophyta; Magnoliopsida; Caryophyllales; Amaranthaceae
Product: probable sesquiterpene synthase
Exons: 3
Coding region: 1-417 (138 amino acids)
Molecular function (GO): terpene synthase activity; magnesium ion binding
Source: RefSeq, a predicted model, not a curated record